Molecule: messenger RNA, 949 nt
Organism: Closterium sp. NIES-67
Lineage: Eukaryota; Viridiplantae; Streptophyta; Zygnematophyceae; Desmidiales; Closteriaceae
Source: the annotation of a GenBank genome assembly
UCCUCAUCAGUAACUCUUCAUCUUUCCAAGUCACCGCUUGCGGUCCUAUCCAGCAGAUCGCAUGGCGUGCACAGAUGAUAUGGACGAACCGAUGCUCCUAGCUCGCUACAUGGCAUCGCACGGUGGCAAAUGGCCUAUUCUUCCGGCCCUACCCCGUUUCGACACGAAAUCUCAAGUCCGAUUCGCCAACUAUUCAAAUCUGCGGCAAGCGGCGUGUAGUACAUUGGAUAACAUGGAUAAGGCAGCAGUCGUGACGAGCCAUCGUGUGCCAUCUACGGCGAGCCUCAUCGAGAGGACGGAUUUCACGAGCACGGAAGCGGAGGUCCCUCUUCCCUCGCAGGAUGCUUCCUGCAUGGGUAUGGAAGCUUCCGAAUGUCGAAGUCUUCCGCGCGAGCAGGCAGCUGAGGGUUUCACGCGCCAGCUGAAAAUCUCGCGAAGAGCGUCAUUUGAUGACGCCGUUGUUCCGCGCGUCGUCGACUUUCACGUGUCAAAUCCCGACGCUCAAGCUCCCAACGGCUCAGAUUCCACACGCUCAGAUUCCAACGGCUCAGAUUCCACUGGUUUUAAUCCUUGUUUGAAGGGCGAGCGGCGCAGACGGCUGUCGUCAAGGAAGCAGGUGUCGGGACUAUCCCUGCUCAUGGCGGCGAGCAAGUGACACAAUGUACCGCAUCUGCCAGGAGGAUACUCGUCUUUGCUUUCAACCAUCAGCGAUCGUCAUCCAGCUCAUGAAGCCUUUAGAGUCGGAGAUUUCGAUACCCUGCAGACGUCAAUGAACCUCGAUUGCUUCCCAGCAGCCAUGCCUGAGCUGGAUGACCAUGCUCGCAGAAACAGGGUGGCCAUGGCAGCGAAACUGAAGUCACUGACAUGUACUUAGGUUGCUGCUGUUAUUGACCCUACCCUAUAAUGACACAAUUGCUGUGGGAGACAGGGAGCUUGGCGUGCCAACCUU